UCCAUUUCAAGACCCAGUGGCCAGUCACUAGGGUUUAUAAUUCAAGCUCCUUUAUAACUCCCACUGUCUUUCAAACCCUAUUAGCCGUCCCCCCCUCCCCUCCAACAGAUCAAGCUCCAACAAUGGCCUAUGCGAAGGCUCAGAAAUCUAGGGCUUACUCCAAGAGGUUUCAAGUCAAGUUUAAGAGAAGAAGAGAGGGGAAGACUGACUACAGGGCUAGGAUUCGACUGAUUAAUCAGGACAAGAACAAGUACAAUACGCCCAAGUAUCGAUUUGUUGUCCGAUUUAGCAACAAGGACAUUGUUGCACAAAUAACAUCAGCUAGCAUUACUGGAGACACUGUCCUUGCUUCUGCUUAUGCUCAUGAACUUCCUCGAUAUGGGCUUGAAGUUGGUCUUACAAACUAUGCAGCAGCUUACUGUACUGGACUUCUCUUGGCUCGCCGCGUGUUGAAAAUGCUUGAGAUGGAUGAGGAAUAUGAGGGCAAUGUUGAGGCCACUGGCGAGGAUUUCUCAGUUGAACCAGCUGACACCAGGAGGCCAUUUCGUGCCCUACUUGAUGUUGGGUUAGUCAGAACUACAACUGGAAAUCGUGUCUUUGGUGCUCUCAAGGGAGCUCUUGAUGGUGGUUUGGAUAUUCCUCACAGUGAAAAGAGGUUUGCUGGCUUUGGAAAGGACAAUAAGCAGCUUGAUGCUGAAGUUCACCGGAAAUAUAUUUAUGGUGGACAUGUUGCAGCAUACAUGAGGACUUUGAUGGAGGAUGAACCUGAAAAAUACCAGUCUCACUUUAGUGAGUACCUCAAGAGAGGAAUUGAUGCUGAUUGUAUGGAGGCAUUGUACAAGAAGGUUCAUGCUGCUAUUCGUGCAGAUCCAACAACCAAGAAAUCAGAGAAGCAGCCACCCAAGGAGCACAAGAGGUAUAACUUGAAGAAGCUAACCUACGAGGAAAGGAAAGAGAAGUUGGUUGAGCGAUUGAAUACCUUCAACUCAGCUGCUGAUGAUGAAGAUGACGAGUGAAAACAUUCACCCAUCAAUUAAGCUCCGAUGUCGAUUUCCUGCGGCAGUCUACUAUGAAUUGUUACUUGAAAUCUAGUUAUGUCUUUAAAGUUAAUUCUGUUUAUUGCAGCCUUUUGUGUCGCCUGAAGUACAACAACCUUCUCAGUUUACAAGAUCUUGAAAUUUUUAGCUUGAUAUGGAAUGCAUUUUCAAUUUUGACAGUGCAUUUUAAUACAUUGCUUUGGCU
Messenger RNA from Populus euphratica (Euphrates poplar), 1242 nucleotides. RefSeq names its product 60S ribosomal protein L5-like. Gene Ontology annotation, biological process: ribosomal large subunit assembly; translation. Gene Ontology annotation, molecular function: 5S rRNA binding; structural constituent of ribosome. The coding region runs from base 123 to 1016 and encodes 297 amino acids. The transcript is spliced from 10 exons. The record is from RefSeq and is a predicted model, not a curated record. Gene Ontology annotation, cellular component: cytosolic large ribosomal subunit; ribosome. NCBI's taxonomy places the organism in Eukaryota, Viridiplantae, Streptophyta, Magnoliopsida, Malpighiales, Salicaceae.